This is a messenger RNA of Zootermopsis nevadensis, 5560 nucleotides long. It is a transcript of the gene Tmem63, whose product is annotated as transmembrane protein 63. Gene Ontology annotation, cellular component: plasma membrane. The record is from RefSeq and is a predicted model, not a curated record. Gene Ontology annotation, molecular function: calcium-activated cation channel activity. Lineage: Eukaryota; Metazoa; Arthropoda; Insecta; Blattodea; Termopsidae.
UUAACAAAAUUCAGAAUUAUAGAUGUUUUAUAAUCUGUGCCACCGCUAAUCUACUUUCUCUCCUACUCUUAUAAUAUUGCGUUUCUAGCUAGUGUCAAGUGGAAGUAGAUAACGAGCUGUAAAAGUUGGAAAGUCCGGAACAGUGGUAUAUUACGUCUAUUUAUGAGAUGCAGUUAAUUUGGGCCCAUGUCGUGAAGCAGGAUUUUAUAGGGUGUAAUAAAUAAGUUUUGUGAUUUUAAGAAGACUUGUCAUGUGUCCAUUCUACUACAGUGGGAAAGGGAAAGUGUAAUUAGAUAACCAGUCACUUCUGUCAUUUGGAGAACAUAUGAUUUUUCAGAACUGACGAUUUACAGCAGUAAAAGUACCCAGUUUUUAAGAUGGCUUUUAAUUUCACAGAAAGUGAGCUUGUGAACGUGUCGUUCUACACUUCAAGAGAUAAAUGCGUGUAUUAUAAUAGAACCACCAACAGGAUUUUUACAUCUGCUUAUGAAGGAAUACCAGAAAACUUGCUUCUUAAUUUCUUGGGAUGGAUGAUUCUUAUGAUAUUAUUUGCAGUGCUGAGAAAACGAGCCUGGAAUUAUGGUAGAAUUGCUCUUGUUCAGAAAACAGAGGAGAAGUGGACACAGCUGUUCUAUGGAACAAUGGAUGAAGUGUUGGGGGCUUCAGAAGUGGAAUCUGUUGCUUCCCUGGACUCCAGUAUACACAUUGAUAAGGGCUUCUGCUCUUGGUUUACAGCUGUAUUUAGAAUUAAGGACGAGAACAUCCUUCUGAAGUGUGGACCUGAUGCGGUGCAGUACCUCUCGUUCCAGCGCCACAUUAUUGUUUAUAUGCUUAUCAUGAUGAUAAUUUCCCUUACCAUCGUGCUACCCAUUAACUUCCAAGGUGAUUUAGAAGGAAAUGAAAAGACAUUUGGCCACACAACACUUAGUAAUCUUGAUCCUAAUUCUUCAUACCUCUGGACACAUGUGACAUUGGCUAUCCUGUACUUGCCACUGGGUAUCAUCAUCAUGCGCAGAUUCUCUGUAACAAUCAAGUUCGAUGAGAGAGAUACAAGCGUGUCCAGAACUUUAAUGAUUACAAAAAUUCCAAGCAAGAAUUGUGAUUCAGCUGAUUUACACCGACAUUUCCGUGAAGCGUACCCAGAAAUUGAGAUACAGGACGUUCAGUUGGCAUACAAUAUCUCAAGAUUGAGUUUGAUGGAUAAAGAAAAGGAAAAGGUGUAUCAGGCCAGGCUGUACUGUGAAAGUUACAUGAAAAGUAGUGGCAUGAGGCUGGACAUGAGACCUUAUGCAUGUGGAAAUAUCUGUGGUUGCUGUGACCUGUUUGGUUGCCCUACUGUUGAUGCUAUCGAGUACUAUGCAGAGGAAGAGGUUCGUCUUCAAAAUCAGGUGGACCAGGAGCGUGCGUCUGCUCUGAAGACUCCCCUUGGUAUUGCAUUUAUCACAUUGGUAUCUGCGGAAGCUGCUCGCAAGAUAUAUGUUGAUCACAAACCUUCUUGCAAAUGUUCAAACAACCCGCCCACUUCCAGUGUGAGUCGCCAGCUAGAACCACACAACUGGCAAGUCCAGUUUGCUUCAUCCCCCAAUGACAUUUAUUGGGAGAACCUAUCAAUUGCGUCAAACUACUGGUACAUCAAGGCUGUGCUAGUCAACUUCUUCCUGUUUCUGGUUCUGUUUUUCCUCACUACUCCUGCUAUUGUCGUUAACUUUCUUGAUACCAUGACAGUGGAAAGUGAGCUAGAGAAGAUGAGUCCUGUUCUAUCAGAAUUCCUUCCAACACUCUUGCUUUGGACAGUAGCAGCACUUCUACCAGUGUUGGUCUCAUACUCAGACCAGUGGAUUUCACACUGGACACGUUCUGAGCAGAACCACUCUAUCAUGCGCAAGACAUUCUUUUUCCUGCUUUUCAUGGUGUUGAUACUGCCAUCUUUAGGUCUCACUAGUGCUCAGGCAUUUGUUGACUGGACAAUCCAUGCCCGCAAUGAAACUUACAGAUGGGAAUGCUUGUUUCUACCUGACAAAGGAGCAUUUUUUGUGAACUAUGUUAUCACAUCUGCCUUUAUCGGAACUGCACUGGAAUUGAUUCGCUUCCCAGAGCUGUUUGUGUAUACAGUUAGACUCUGUCUUGCAAGGUCACAAGCAGAAACAGCAAGUGUUCGUAAAACCAUAUUAUGGGAAUUUCCAUUUGGUGUGCAGUAUGCAUGGAUGCUGCUUAUUUUUGCUAUGACAACCAUGUAUAGUCUCGCCUGUCCCCUUGUUACUCCAUUUGGUCUGUUGUACAUGUUAUUGAAACACUUUGUGGAUCGAUACAACAUCUACUUCGCAUAUGGACCUUCUAAGAUCAGCUCCUGUAUCCAUGCAUCAGCAAUCAACAUUGUGAUAAUCUCCAUCACUCUGCAGCAACUGAGCUUCACAUCAUUGUCUAUUCUCAGGCGAGGCUUCAAUUAUAUCUCUGUCUAUUCGUUGGCUGGAUUCUGCAUCACAUUACUAUUCCUGUCAGCACAGAUAUUCCUCAACUGGUUCAAAGGCUUUAGUCCAAUCUCUUACCAGAAUUAUCGAUCAUCUCCAAAUUCAUCAAACCAUGCAAGCCCUGGAAGGGAUGGGUCCAUGCAUAAAUUUGUGCCAUACGUACUUCAGCCCUCUCGGAACUGUCAGCAUGGUGUAGUUAGCAUUCAGAGCCCUGUGGAAGGCCUUUCCAUCCUGCAACGGACAUAUGGGACCCAGGCUGGUGACCAGGGAGAUGUGGAGACAAUGGUGUCUCCAGACAGCAUACUCUCAAUGGAUCCAGAAGCUAUCAUCUCACAUGAUAGAGUCGCCCUCUAUCAGGACUAUGAUGGUUCAAAUACUGAAGUAUAAACUGAACAGUCUGGUGAAGACUGCAUUUUUCUCCCCCUCAAAACUUGCAGAUUUAACCAGGGUAUACUACUACUUUCUGGUUGUUCUCAUGCCUGAGCAGGAUAUACAGAGCAGAAAUGUGUAUUGGUUUGAGAAGAAGGGGGUUGGCAUGACUUUCCUUGGCCAUUUGGCCAUGAGAUAAUAACCAGGCAGUAAUGAUAGCUCACAUUCAGGUAUUAUAUGCUUUGAACUUUGAGAAGCACCUCUGUUGAUAAAUUUUGUCAGUAUGUGGUUCUGCCUUCAGAUGUAGAGUCUUCUAUAAUAUUUCAGUUCUCCUUCUCAAACACUUCCAGAAAAAUUGUAAAAGUCAGUGAUAUUAAUAUAAAAUGGAGACUCAGUACCACAUAGAAUAAGAAAUUCCAUUUCAUUCUCUUAAUUCUAAGAGACUGAUGGUCUAAGUUACACUAGACUGUCAUUCAAGGAAUCAUAUAUUCAUUACUUGGCCAGAUCUAGAUGCAGAUUCUUCAGUUGUAUGAACGCUUCUGGAGAUGUAAAGAAUACUUGGUUCAGAACUCAUAUUAAGUUGUUUAUCCUCUUUGCCAGUGAUAAUCAUCAUAGCAAUGAAAGUAAUAGAAUAACCUCAUGAAUGACUCACUGGAUGUAUAGAUAUCAGGAAAUUUGUAAGAUUACACUUGGAGGCACUUUUCUAAACAUCAACCACCAUUUUAAUUAUGAACAUUCUUAAUUCAACAUUGAGAGACUGCUUCAUUUAUACAUCAAUACUUUUUUGUGAAUAAAAUUAAGUGGGCAUUGUGAAAUAAUGCUAUUAAAAUGAUGCAGUACUAUUAUUCCCAAUACCUUUAUUAUUGGUGUAGGUAACCUUCUAUGUUAUAUGUAUUUGCAUAUUACUGGUAGCGGUUUAAAUUUGAGGUCUAGUCAUAUCGGAACAUAUGUUUUUCCCAAUUGCCAAAGAUGUGUGAUCUACAUUUGUGUCAGAAUAAGGCACUAUAUUUUCAUUACCUAGCAAUUGUUGAAUCACCAUUCAUUGUGGUGUGAAUUAAAGUUAACUUUCAUGUCUACACAUUUUUAUUUAAUAAUUUAACACACCCAUUAUUUAUUGAAAAUGCUUAUUGGAAACAAGAUUAUUUAUCUUUCUUUAUUUGUGGGUUUUAAGUGAUACUGUUAUUAAUUGUUAUUUUAUCUUUCUUAGGGCAGUUCAGGUUUUGGAACUAGACCAUUAUUUAAAUGUGCAGUUUCUGAAGUUUGUUGGUGUUGCCUUAAUGCCCCUCGAACUGCAGACAAAGUUUUACUGUAGACAUUUCCAUAUGAUUAUAUCUUCUGUAUUAUGUUUAGUGUGUGCAUUUCAAACAGUAUAUUAUAAGUUAGAAUAUAUACAAUGGAGUGCUGAUUAUCUGUGGUAAUUGGGGGGAGCAGGGGCCCAUGCAAUUGAAAAACAUGGUAAUGGAAAUUAUAUUUUAUUAGAAUUAUAAUCAUCCAUGUAAACAAAUUAGGAACUUAUACACAGAAACAUAUGUAUUUACAUUGCAAAACAUCGUAGUCAUUUUAUCAGAAAGUCUGCAGUUUUUGUUGAUUUUUCUGUUGGCCUCUUUCUUUAUUAUAUAAUUACACACCCAUGAACUUGUAAAAAGUCAACAUAAUGAUCAUCUUGAUUUUCCAUGAAGUAAACUGAAGAUAAGAAAAAUAUAACAACAUAUUAGAUACAGUCUGAGACCAUGAAUAAUUGAAUCCUGGAUAAUCAGUGCUGUACUGUAUUAUAACACUUUUCAGUGUGAAGUAUAAGUUCCUGACAUUCAUUACGUAUUGAUGUUUCUGCAGUAUUUAAAAAUAAAAUCAUAGCCCUGGAACCAUGUCCUGUCCUUGUGCUUUCUUUUGUCCUUUGUAACUAAGAACUUAUCAUACUUGCUGCUAAUUUAAGUUUCCCUAGCAACCAUGACUAAAAUGACAAAGCAGCAUUUUCAGUUGGGGAAAACAAUCACUUCCAUCAAAUGUACAUUGAAAAUGGUACAUCAAUUUAUUAAAGCUUUUACUGUGGUAUGUGAAGCUUUCGUGGCAGUUAUAUAUUUUUAGAAAAAAAUAUUUGUGUUUUGUUGCUGGCUCGUAAUCUUGAGUGAACUGCCUGUCUUGUGCAGGUACCACUGAAGGCUGAGAGCUAGCAUGACUGUAGGCACUAGCUAUGAAACUGCAAGCUGUUAUUGGUGCUGGAGAGUAUGUUCAUUUGAGUGGCAGUUGCAGUCAUUAGCAGUGAUUAUGCUGAGUUGCGAAAAACUGUACAUAUAGUUUAAGGAAUUAUUUUAUUUUAUCACAUUAUGUAAUAUUCCUUUUGAAAAAGUCUUACCUUGUGGAAUAAUAUAAACUGUAGUGAAUUUUACACCACCGCCUUUGAUUAUUGAAGUAAAAGAAAAAUGUUACAUAGUAUAGAACAAUACUUAUGUUUAAAACCAUGAAGGUUAGAGAACUGUCAGAGUGUUUUGAGACAGUUCAGAGUUGAAAAAUCUAACAGUCAACACAUGCCGCUUUUAUAGGCCUAGUUAUGUAAUGUAGCAUUGUUUUUGAGAAUUGGAUGGCUCGUGUACUAAAAAGAAAGUGAGUGUAACAUGUCUAUACAUUUGUACACAUUGUAAUGAACCUCCACUAAUUUGUUUAUUAGUAGGAGCUUUUUAAAAAGCCUGUUAUUCUACCGGAUUGUAUUAAAACUUUAAUUUUUA